UUGUUUUACCUCCAAGAGAAAACAGAAAAAAUAUCACCUGCGACUGAUCCGAAUGAUCAGAGAGGCCCAGCACGAUUCGUGAUGACCAUUUAUAAACAAUCGAUACGGUUAAACUCGCCCAGGGGUGGUUACAGAUUUAAUUGAUCGCGCAAUGCAGGUGCAAUACCUUUUUACUUCCAGCUUGCAGUUUCGUGAACAAAAUCGACGCGCAUGCGUCACAUUUCAGAAGUAAUUGCACAUUGGAGAUGGAGAGUUAGUGGAGAAAUGUUCAACUCUUUUAUAUGGGAAGAAAAUGAUACAAUAUGAGAAAAAGAAUCGUACUGUUAUUAUUGGACAGAAAUCUCAGACAUUAAUUUUGAACAGAUAUUCAAAAUGGUUGUAAGACGGAACCACGUUAUUCAGAUCGCCCAUUAUUCUCUGAUGCAGAUACUUUUGGCAAAAGAUGUGUUUGCAUCAAAUUCCACAGAUGUCUCUACCAACACCUUCCUGUCGGGGGACAUGCUCACCGGACUGCUGGCCGGAUUCGGAUUUUUUAUCGGACUUAUCUCACUAAUUUGCAUUUGUUGGUGUUGUUGCUGUGGUAACGGAUGUAGUAAUUCUGAGACGGACAAACGAAGGGUGGGUCCAUCCCCUCCACCCUGGAGGUCACGACCUAACACUCGCGCCACCACAGCAAAUACAGUCUCCACACGGAUAACUACAGCUCCACCUAGCAGGCGAGCUUAGAACAAGUAGAUGACGUCACAGUAAUGGCGUGGUGGAUAUUCUGCAACCUCGGACAGAAUUAAUCAAAUCAACACUCAGUAUUACGCAAUAUAUGGGCGAAGAUUGAAGUAAAGAAGUUUUGAUGAUGAAAAUGAAUUAAAUUUGAAAUGAUUGACAAAAGGUAUACGAGGAAAGUUACAUAAAUUGCAUUGUAAUGGCCUUUUACAUGAUGUACAUGUAUGCAUUUAUUUAAUGUAUCAAUUGUUGAUGAAGUUGUUUGUACAAUAUUAAUGUAGAUGUGAAUUAAAUUGUUUGGUUCCCAAUUAAUUUAUUAAUUUUAUUUACGUUGCAGCAAAUAUUUUUCCAAGGACAAUAAAAUCAAUAU
Molecule: messenger RNA, 1090 nt
Organism: Magallana angulata
Lineage: Eukaryota; Metazoa; Mollusca; Bivalvia; Ostreida; Ostreidae
Exons: 3
Coding region: 373-726 (117 amino acids)
Source: RefSeq, a predicted model, not a curated record